GCUGACCUUUUGAUCAUGCUACAAAACUCAUCAACUCUUAUUAGCUUGUUGCAAUUUGGAUGUAGACGCCCGUGCGCCUGCGGCAUCAAGUGGCCUGAGACUUUACAGUAGCCUAUCGACAGGUCAGAUCGAAUGCCCUGAUGAGACAUCCAGUUGACACAGCGGCUGCCAUGGCUUACCAUCCUUUACAUGCUUAUCGACCAGGUGCCUUGCCCUGGUCAGCCUUCUUUACCGCCACUCAGCCCUCGUUUUUCCCCGACGUCGCCUCCCUGUCAGAGUCUCUGUCGGAGCAGGAUGCCUCUAACGCGGGGCUGCACGCAGCUCUGAGACACCAACAUCAGCCAGCUCACCCGCGGUCCGUGAAAAGCCUGCAGUCAGAGGAAGAGCUGGAUGAUGACCCGAAAGUCACGCUGGACUCGAAGAAUUUAUGGAAUGAAUUUCACAAAAUGGGAACCGAGAUGGUAAUUACAAAAUCUGGAAGGAGGAUGUUUCCGCCAUUCAAAGUGCGGGUAGACGGGCUGGUUGACACAGCAAAAUAUAUCUUGCUGAUGGACAUUGUCACUGCUGAUGACUGCCGCUACAAGUUUCACAACUCCCGCUGGGUGGUGGGUGGAAAAGCUGACCCGGAGAUGCCAAAGCGCAUGUACAUCCACCCGGACAGCCCUUCCAAAGGAGAUCAUUGGAUGAGCAAGCCCGUCGCUUUUCAUAAACUCAAACUCACCAAUAAUAUUUCUGAUAAGCGCGGAUUUACAAUCUUGAAUUCAAUGCAUAAAUACCAACCCAGAUUUCAUAUUGUGAGAGCCAACGACAUAAUGAAGCUUCCAUACAGUACCUUCCGGACUUACGUUUUCCCGGAGACGGAGUUCAUCGCUGUCACUGCCUAUCAGAACGAAAAGAUUACACAGCUAAAAAUCGACAACAAUCCCUUUGCCAAAGGAUUCAGGGACGCUGGAAAUGGGAGACGAGAAAAAAGGGAUAAGCAGUUGACCAGUUCUGCGCUGCAUGAGAACCAAAGCAAAGCAGACCUGGACUGUGCUGAUUCUGAUGACUCAUGUGAUCUACCCAGUGAUCAGUUUUAUUCCCCUUGGGAGCUAGUGAGCAGCCCUCUGAUGUCCACACCAAUCUGUCAAGAUGAGAACAAUAUUGGAAGUGAUUCAGACAAUGAUCUACAAGAUGAGGACAUAGCUGAAGGCAGCCCUUCCAGGACUGAACAUAGGCCUAUAUCUACUUUAAGUCCGAAGAGCAAGGAGAUACUGUGGAACAAGUCUGCUCUCAGUAAGAGCAACAGCAAUCAGGCGACAACAUCAGAAAGAACAGUGUUUAGAAUGUCAGAUGAUACGUACCCUAUGGAGAUCGAUCCUUCAAAAAAGCGAAUGAGAAGAAUCCAAGAUGGGGUCCUGCCCAUGAGGUUGCAAAAGCAGAGCUCGCCAUCCCCCAGCGUUGGUCAGCUUCAGACUUUGGAUUUCUCAAGUGCGCAUAGCCAAAAAUUUCUUAAACUUGGGGCACCUUUGUUGUUUCAUCCUGGACAGUUGUCAGUAAAGCCAGAGGCAUUUUCCGCCACGGGUGUUGGACAUCUGUUUUCUUCUUCGCCUGGAGAAAAUGACAUAGAAAAUGGUGUCCUUUCUUCUCAAAGCAUCACCCCUCCCUUCAUGUGUCACCUGGCACAGCACAUGCUGCCAUCUCAGGGAAUUUCACCAUUUGGAGGAUUGUUCUCCUAUCCCUACAACUACGUGGCAGCACCAGUUGCAAUUGCUUCAGCUCUCCCCACCAGUUCUGCAACCUCUACGCUGACUGGAAAGAACUGUUUCCGCUUCCCUCAGCCAUGGUUACGAUUCAGCCCUUAUCAGAUCCCCACUUCUGUCACCUCGAGCCAAAACCUGCUCACAACCAGAUCGCCUGGCAGUUCAAACUCACAAUCUGAGCUGUCCAAAUCAGGGAGCAGCUCAAGUCAAGUGUCUGACCAUCACUGCCACAAAACCAAGGCCAAACAAUAGCCAAAAACAUUGUGGACUAUGGGUCCGAUUAAUGCAAAACAUGCACUAUGUGGUUUAAGGACUUGAUAAACCACUUCAUCCACAAUAGAUGGAUACGGAUUUUGGAUGAUAGACACACAGACACAUUUAUGAAGUAGCACAUAAUGAUCACCUAAAAUAACUGUUUUGUCAGAAAAUGCAUGUCAUGAUAGUAUUUAAUGGUGGAGUAUGCAAUUCCGGAGAAA
This is a messenger RNA of Micropterus dolomieu (smallmouth bass), 2218 nucleotides long. RefSeq names its product T-box transcription factor TBX2b-like. The record is from RefSeq and is a predicted model, not a curated record. Gene Ontology annotation, cellular component: nucleus. Gene Ontology annotation, biological process: positive regulation of DNA-templated transcription; central nervous system development; cardiac chamber development. Gene Ontology annotation, molecular function: DNA-binding transcription factor activity, RNA polymerase II-specific; RNA polymerase II cis-regulatory region sequence-specific DNA binding. Lineage: Eukaryota; Metazoa; Chordata; Actinopteri; Centrarchiformes; Centrarchidae.